UUGGGUCAAGAAAGUCACCAAUGACAAUGCACAAAAGGUCAUGAUUUGUGGUCAGGUCGCAGAUUUUCUGGUUGUUUCUUCGAUUCGUUUGGAUCAAGACCUUGGAUCAGAACUCGGUCCCACUACCAACAACUUUCAACCGACAACCAGCACCAAAAUUUUCGUCGCAAAGGAGUCAAUCACCCGCGCGCAACAUAUUCUCGAUCACAACGGCCAGCAGACUCACGAAGAAGGGGACAAAUUGCGGCAUUUGCGACAAGUGCGCUCCAAGUUUGACGCACCCAAUACUUACUUGCCUUGUCGAUCGUCAAGUAUUCUCACCAAAAACUUUGACAUUGCCGUACACAGUUUAGACAUUUGCUGACUGUGACAAUAACACCGCCCGCACGAACGACAUCAAGCUUGCCUCACAAAUGCUGCAAUCUGUGGGGCAAUCGCUGUUCUCACCAUUGAUGACCUGUAACGGUGCAUACCGUUACGACGAUAUCCAACCUGCAUGGUUGACGAUCGACAACACAUGGUUCAGACGAUAGGAUGACUUGCGGUCAAC
Zychaea mexicana is the source of this 550-nucleotide messenger RNA. RefSeq lists its product as uncharacterized. The transcript has a single exon. The record is from RefSeq and is a predicted model, not a curated record. The coding region runs from base 41 to 364 and encodes 107 amino acids. Lineage: Eukaryota; Fungi; Mucoromycota; Mucoromycetes; Mucorales; Lichtheimiaceae.